CUCACGGAUUCGCGAGUACCCAUACACCAAAAUCAUUCUCAAGAUGCCUGCUUCCACCGCAGAACGCCAGAUCAUCCUCAUCACAGGUGCCAACGGCGGCAUUGGCUUCGACACUGCAGCACUGCUCGCCUCUGUCUCUCCCCGCAACCACGUCAUCGUGGGAUCUCGCAACACCACAAAGGGCGAAGCAGCACUCGAGCAGAUUCAAGACAAGGACCCCAAAGGCACAGCUAGUCUUGUCCAGCUCGACGCAGACGACGACGCAUCCAUCAACGCCGCAGUGCAGCACAUCAAGCAGGACUUCGGCCGACUUGACGUCCUUAUCAAUAACGCCGGUAUCUGCAAGGAGACAUACGACGGUCGAUGGCCUUCUCGUGAGGACUUACGCGCAGAAUUCGAGACCAACGUCUUUGGUCCUACAGUUCUAAGCGCUGCCCUCCUCCCACUCUUGAGGCAGUCCAAGGCCCCCAAGAUCAUCAACGUCUCAUCCGGUCUGGGUAGUAUCUCACGUUGCCUUGCUACACCCGAUAAAAGCCCUUACGGUGCCAUCGUUCGUGUGCCUGGGUACCGCAUGACCAAGUCUGCACUUAACAUGCUCACCGCGUAUCAGUACCAGCAGCUGAAAGACGAGGGCUUCAAGGUCUGGAGCUACUGUCCUGGUUUCGUUAUUACGGAUAUUGGUAGGGAUAGGGAGGCGAGGAAGAAUAUGAAUGGGUGUGACAGCUCAGAGACGAGUGCGCAGGGGAUUUUGGAGAUCAUAGAGGGACAGAGGGAUGAAGAGGUCAGCCAGUUUCUACAGAAGUAUGGGAAGCGUUAUGACUGGUAGAUGACACUGGGUACAGUUCAAGU
This is a messenger RNA of Macroventuria anomochaeta, 849 nucleotides long. RefSeq names its product NAD(P)-binding protein. The record is from RefSeq and is a predicted model, not a curated record. The transcript has 2 exons. NCBI's taxonomy places the organism in Eukaryota, Fungi, Ascomycota, Dothideomycetes, Pleosporales, Didymellaceae. The coding region runs from base 44 to 826 and encodes 260 amino acids.